GAACUUCUAAGCAGGGAAGCUGAUCUUCAUAAAGAAAAUGUUGCUUUGUCUGGAAGCAGCAGUCCAGAAGACGUCUUCAGCUCCUGUGCAACGCAGGCGGUAUCAGUUUGUAGGGACACCACCAUGCCUCCAGGGGACUGCCUUCAAAGACGAGGUUACACAGAGUCUUCGCUUCUGAACCUUCCCGCAGAGGAGUACAUCGGGAGCUACCAUGCACCUUUCCAGUUUGACCGGCAUGCUCUGGCCAGAAUUUCCACUUCCCCAACUUUAAGACGCCUGAGGAUGGCCUCUGCCUCACAAGCACUGUCAUUUCAGGGCGGCUCUGACACAGCUCAGCUGGGGAAUCAAAGGGAAUACACCGGCUCUCUCCACCACAUUUGUAAGAGUCCACCUCGGUGCACUACAACGUCCUCAUUGUCAUUGCCUUCUUGUGUCCAUGCAAAAUUACUGUCUUCCAAAGUCAAGUCCGAGACAACUAUAGCAGACCCAGAGUCUGCUGGCACCAGAUCAAAGCUGCCAAGCCAAAAAGAUCUUCUCAGCAAUGACAGUCCCAAUGAGACACUCCAAAACUCUUGGAAAGCCAACUCUGCUACGCUCCCUAGGAGACUCCCCCAGCCCAGCCCUACACCACAGGAGGGUGUCCAGCAAGGAGCACUUCAGAAGUUUCCUCUCCAGCCGCGAGAGAUGACGCGUGUUGUUGUUGCGUCUCACAGAUCGGCCGAGCGCAGGCGCAGCUCCGUGGUAGUGAGUCUGCCGGGACUCGAGGUGUUCCCUGGAGAUCUCCUGGUGUCAGACAGUGCCAUGGACUACCUGCCCACCACGGCCCUCCUGCUAGGCGCAGAGUCCAAAAAGCCAAGGUGGCCAUUUGCCAAAAGAGGAGUUGGUAAAGACAAACAGAAGCAAGCAUCUGAUCUGGAAAACUGUCUUUCAACCAUUAAGAUCAUAGACUGCAGCACAUACGAAUUUUUCUGCUUUAAGAGUAAAUCUUGGCAUGAAUUUAUAAAAGAGCAACAGACUGAGCAGAAAGAUGUCGACAGCCGGUUAGACGUGAAAAAAGAAGCAGCAGUGUGGGAACUUUUCACAAGUGAAUGCACUUACUUUCUGGAUCAUUUGCUGGUUCUCAAGACGAUAUUUAUGAACACUUUAAAAUACCUGCAGAGUAAUGAAUUUCUCUUGGAUGUGGAUUUGUGGAGACUUUUCGCAAACUUAGAGGAGUUAAAUAAGAUAAGUCACAGUUUUCUGAAAACUUUUUUUGAAACUGUGAAGGAGCACGUCAGCAAGUCAGACUCUGCUAUGGAUUUCAGCUCCAUACUCAGAAAGUUUUUCCAGGGUGACCUCUGCCAGACACACCAGAUUUAUUGCCUUAAUUAUACCUCCGCUGUCUUCUACUUGGAAAACCUGAGACAGAGAGAAGAUUUUGGCAUCUACCUGAAAUGGUGUGAACAAAACGAACAGUGCAAGAGGCUGCAUCUGCCGGAGCUGCUGGUCGCUCCUUUGCAUCGACUGACGCGCUACCCGCUCCUCCUGGACAACAUCUGGAAGAGGAGCGCUGACGAAACAGAGAAAGGCUUUGUCCGGUCACUCAAAGAGAAGGUGGAAAAGUCCAUACGGGAUCUGGAAGGUAAAGUCAAGUGGUUGGACAACUUUCAGAAGUUCAGGCAGCUGCAAGAGGUCAUAAUUUGGCCUCAGGUCUGGGAUCGUGACAAGAGAUUCUUUGUUCCAGAGUGUUUGAAGCAAAGCAUAAGAGAAAACAACAGCAGUGAAAACAUUUUGUCUUCAGCGAACAGACUUCUCCUUCACGAAGGGAGACUAACACUAGCAGAAAGCACAAGACUGCUUGAUGCCUACCUCUUCCUAUUCGAUGAUUUCCUAUUAAUUACCAAAAUUAAACGUAACAAAAAGAAAUACGGGGGCUCAGACACCAGCUUAAUCCCUGUCUGUCCUUCCCUCACUCCUGAGCUGCAGUCCUUCAUAAGGGAGGGAGGAUUUUGCACAGUCCUAGACCAGCCCAUCCCGCUAGACAGACUGAUACUGAAAAACGUUGACCCCAUCCACGUUACAGUCUUCAGCCUGCGAAAUGCCUUCCUGAUACAGCAUGAAAAUAGGUAUCGUCAGUGCAUAGCAGUUUUCUUGCUACAAGCUCAGACAGAGACUGCCAAGAAAACAUGGAUGUCACAGAUAGAAACGGCAAUCUCCAAUUAUACCGCACAUCAUGAAACCAAGAAAAGCACUGCUUUCUGCUUCCCAGCUGAAUCCUCUGAAAUUUAAUAAUGUCAGCACAGCACCGACAGAGCCAGUGGAAGACAGUUAUUUCUUCCAGCAUGCCUGAAGUUUCUGAAGCUACCAGAUUUCUGACUUGACUCGACAGAAAUGAGGAGUUCUGACCACAGGAUGUAGGAAUUAUACUGGAAGGGGAAAAUGAGCCAUGCAAUAAGUGUACCGCUCUUAAAUGCUCCUUUGCUUCAGCUAGGGGAAGGCUCUCGCCAUCCAGGGAAGCUUUAACACAGCUUGUCAUUUCCUAGAAAGUGGGACAGAGGAAAAAAACCUAUUCACCAGAAAAGUCUAGAAGGGUUACUCUGAGAUCAUUCAAACUUCAUUAAUAAAUUUAAUGAAAUUAAAACCGCGUAGCCAUAGCUCACGAUAGUUAUGCCUCUCUACCUACUAAACUAUAAUAUCACGAUGUUUUUUGCAUUAAC
Molecule: messenger RNA, 2696 nt
Organism: Harpia harpyja (harpy eagle)
Lineage: Eukaryota; Metazoa; Chordata; Aves; Accipitriformes; Accipitridae
Gene: PLEKHG7
Product: pleckstrin homology and RhoGEF domain containing G7
Exons: 15
Coding region: 124-2268 (714 amino acids)
Biological process (GO): Rho protein signal transduction
Molecular function (GO): guanyl-nucleotide exchange factor activity
Source: RefSeq, a predicted model, not a curated record